ACCUCUCCAGCGCUGUAGCGGCAGCAGCAGCAGCGGGCGCGUCGCGUCGCGUCGCUGAUAACAUCGCGCGCAAUGGCUGCGUCUCUGUCCCGUGCUCUGAAAUUACCGGGUAAGAAGGGCUCGGAUCUGGGCGAGUAUGAUCCGCUGACGCAGGCCGACAGCGAGGAUGAGACGGAGGACGAUGAUCUGGUUCUGAAUUACCCUCGUAACGGUCUGAACCCGGCGGUGGCCGAUCUGAGGGGCGAGGAGGAAUUGGAUGAAGAGGAGGAGGAGCUGCGGGAGGGGGCGGGGCAUGAGGCGGGGUCUGGGCGGGGUCAGGGUGGAGCCGCGGAGGAGAAGGCGGCGCGGGUGCGAGGGGCGAUGCGAUCUGCGGCGUUCCUGCUGCCGCUGUCCUGUGCCGCUCUGCUGGUGCUGCUGUGUGCGUUUCUCAUUCCCUGCCCACAGGGGGCGCCGCUCCAUACGCAGUGGGAGAGAGAGCUGGGAGACACAGCGGGCGUGACCUCACCUCCCAUUGCAUUGUGGGAUGUGGAUGGGGACGGAGUGGAGGACAUUUUGAUUGGAGUUACGAACAUCUCCAAUAACAGUCAGCCAAUGAACGCACAGAACAAAGAGUUAAGCGUGUGGGCUCUUGGCGGCAGCGGAGGGCAGCUGCUCUGGAGGAAGCCACUCAGAGAGCCGCUGAUCUCUGUUCAGUGUGGACUGCAGACAGGAAAUUCAGAUCCGCUGCACUCGUCUGCUUGCGUCCUGAUCAGCUCCGGUCACAUUAUCGCCAUCAACGCAUCCACAGGAUGGACGUUGUGGACGACGGCUGUAAAAGACGUGGAGUCUCAUGCUGUUCUGCUGCCAGAUCUACAGGGAGACGCCUUUCCAGACCUGCUGAUCGCAACACUGCCGGAGGACCAGGUGUCUGAUCUGGCUCUGGUCCUGAUCUCUGGUCGCUCGGGCGCUCUGAUUGGCCGGCCGGUGAACUUUAACCUCACGGCUCAGGGGAAGCUGAUUGGUCCACUGCUGCACGUGACACAGACGGGAGCCUAUUAUGUGCUGUUCGGACUGGGUAAGGUGGAGGCCGUCUCUCUUUCCUUCAUCUUCAGUAGAGCGACGGGUCAGAAGGCUGCGUCUCGAGUUCUUCUGAAGGAGCCCAGCUGGGAGCGUUUGAGGAAGAGCAACUCGUCUUCACUCAUUCAUAUCAGCAGCGUCUCUGAGCUGGUGGAGUUCCUGCUGUCUUUGGUGGUGGGCUCGUGUCAGCGUCUCAGGAAUCUGGACGGAGUGUCUGCGCUGAACUGCAGUCGCAGUGACUGGAUUGUGCUGAGUGACUCCAGCAGACGUCUGUCUGUGCUGAGAGCCAGUGACACGCUGCCCGUCUGGAGCCUCGGCCUCGCCGCCAUACACACUCAUCCAGCGGUGGGUCACUUUAACGAUGACGGCGUUCCUGAUCUGCUCAUUCAUCAGUCGGCUAAUGGCGUGAGGAAGGUGCAGAUCGUGGAUGGCGCGCAGGGGCGGAGCCUGUGGGAGGCGGAGUUUGUGUGUCCUCGUCUGGCGGUGGAGGAUUCGUCGGUCCUGACAGCGUCCGGCCAAUCGGUGUUCCUCUUCUGGGCGGGAGAUCCGCUGGUGCAGCCGCAGAACGUCUCCAAGGCGGCAGAGCCGGUCCUCCGAAAGCUGUUCCUGCUCCACCCGAACUAUCCCACAAUCCUCCUGGAGCUCAGCAGCACCACAGACACCAUCCUCAGCGCUGCCGUGAGCUACCAGGCGCAGCAGAAGGACGCGUCCUACAUCAGCGUGUCGUCUCGUCCCUCGGCCAGCCGCUCUCUCGGCGCUCAGAUGCUGCAGACGCUCGGUCUGAGAGCGGCCGCUACAGACGCCAGGAUCCUGCGGCUCACAGAUGCCGACAAACCCAGUGUUUUCCAGCUGCGCAAGUUCUUCAGACACCUGGCCUUCAGACAGUGAUGUCUCGGACUCGUCUUCACUCCUGGCUCGAGCGCUGCAGACGACUCACCGGUUAAACAGCAGAGCAAUCCUCCACACAGUAAUGAUCAUCACUGCUCUGACGCGUCUGCACGCCGGGUGUGCUGUAAAUAGCCCUGACUCUGUACAGUGUUUGAUCAGUGAGCACGCUCGGAUGCAUCUUCACUCACACGCUGCAGGAUAUUUAGAGAGAGAGAAAGACUAGGAGAGUCAAUGCAUUCACUGCCUCUGUGUGAAUAAAAUCAUGUGAUCCAUCAAAACACAAGCGUAAUCUGAUUAAAUGUCAUUCGCUCGGAGCUGGGUCACGUACUCAGAUGCCAAAAAUGAGGUACUUGUAAAUACAUUCUAAAAUGUACAGUUACUUUUUUAUGGAUUGCAUGAGUGCACAUUAUUCACACAAUGGCAAUAAUUUAUUCAUAAUUUAUUCUUUGAUUGAUUCUCCUCUUUUAAAGGUUCCUCUCGUAAAUAUCCUGCAGCUUAUAUUCAGUCAGAAAGUUUUGUGGUGAUUCACUCUGAGAUCAGUCAUUACAGCAUAACCAGUUCAGAUUUAACAAGUGUUCUGCAUAAACUACUGAUGAACUCCUUCAUUUUUAAUUUGAAUAUCACUCUCUGUGUGUUAUUUAACCAUGUAUUUCUAUGUCUUUGGAAGGCUUUUCUUUCAAACACAUUAAAAUGCACAAAUUCACAAAUGUUUUUGUCGUCUGAUCCUCUUUCACCUAAUACGUUUUUAUUAGAAGUACCUUAAAAUGAUUAUUUUAUUAAUGAAGGAUCAUGUUAAUUGCAUGGUUCUCUGACACUAGUUAAUGGUCACAUGGCAUGCAGGUAAACAUAAAAUAUACCUUUUUUUUUUUUUACCAAGUUUUUAUUUUGAUUGAUUUUGAAACGAUUUACUUUAAUUGAACAGUUUUAUGAUUUAAUUAUUUAUUAAACUCAUAAAUCCCCAGCAGAAACCUUGUCGUAAUAUAAUGUUUAAUGUUGUUGAUAAAAACAAAUGCAAUACAUUUUCU
This is a messenger RNA of Onychostoma macrolepis, 2969 nucleotides long. RefSeq names its product family with sequence similarity 234 member B (gene fam234b). The transcript is spliced from 13 exons. Gene Ontology annotation, molecular function: protein binding. Bases 73 to 1944 code for a protein of 623 amino acids. The record is from RefSeq and is a predicted model, not a curated record. Lineage: Eukaryota; Metazoa; Chordata; Actinopteri; Cypriniformes; Cyprinidae.